AUGAACAACUCCCCGGAUUCCUUCUAUUCAAUCCGCUAUCAAAAUGCUUCUGUAAAAGCAUCUGCUGCUCCCUUACAGUCUAUGGAGUUCCGUGCACACAACACGUCGAUUAACGAAUAUUCCAAUGACAUCUUGUCACAUCUAUUCCUUAUCCAACAGAAAACAAAGCCAAACCUUGCAUUAAUACAACAACAGCCAGAAAUCAACUUAAAGAUGAGACCUUUACUUUUAGAUUUCUUGAUGGAUGUGAUCAAUAAGUUGCAACUUUCCAAAUCUACGUUCCCACUUUGUGUGAAUUUGAUUGACCGUUACUGUUCUACAAGAAUUGUCAAGAAACAGCACUAUCAGUUACUUGGUUUAACCCUGUUGUGGAUACUGUGCAAGAACUCAGAUUCCAAAAUCAAAAUUCCAAACUUAAACGACUUGUGCAAAAUGUGUUGCAACUGUUAUGACAAGAAAUUAUUCUUGGAGAUGGAAAAUCAUUUACUCAAGUCAUUGAACUGGAUGAUCAGUUUUCCUACUUUCGAUUCAUUUGUUGACAUUUGCUGCAAGGAGUACGCUCAAGAUGAAAUGUUUAAUGGACUGCAAUUCAGCUUGAAGCAAGUUAAGUACAUGGCAAUUUACAUUUGUGAAUUGAUUCAAUUCUACCCAAACCUUUAUUUCAACUAUUCACUGUCAGAAAUCUCUGUCAGUGCAUUCAUUUUAAGUUUGAUGAUCUUAAAUUUCAAGGGAGUGCAGCCAAUGACGGAAUUGAGCAAGCUCAACAGUAAAUUUAUUGACUCAGUGGAAGGUGGCAUGUUGGAAGAUCGUACGUUCAAUACAAUCCUUCAGCUGUUGGUUAAGGUCUUAAAAUGUCCACCACCAUCCCUUAAGUUGAAAUAUUUCAGCAAGCUGAACAGGCAACUCAAUUUGAUGCAAUUGUUGAUCAAAUUCUGUAACUUGAACUUGACCCCAGUAUCACUGAACCCAAUCACGCCAAAGAAUUCAAUUCAUAAAUUGAACCAGUUGCCACCUACUCCGCUUUCGUCUAACAUAUCACCAAAUGGCAGCAACCAUUCGCAUCCAAAUGCACCGGGAGUUUCUAGCGUGGAAUCUGGAUUCUUACCAAGCCCUAGACUCUCUCCGCAUAACAACAACAGCCAGUAUUUCAAUACAUCGCCGCCAUUUACUCCCUUGGACAUUAGAGCUAGUACUUCAAGCAAGGUGAGGUCGGAAUACAUAACGUCUAGUUCGUCUACGAUCCUUCCACCACCACCCCCAGCACCUCACCACCACAACUAUCAUCCACACCUUCAUACUACUCCAAUGCCUCAAGUUGCUACAUUUGCUGCGACCGUACCAGCUGGCUCACUCUCAGCUUCUGUCAUACAAAACUCUACGUUCCCUUCGAGAUCAUCAUCGGCCACCUCAAUCACCCUGUCAUCUUCUGUAGCUUCACUUCGCAAGAGAUCUUUCCAGAUUCUCAGCAUUGACACAGAUCACACUAUGGGUACUGACGUAGACGAUGAAAACUUGAAGAGGUCAAAAUCUCAAAAACCAAUCUUCUACAUUAACUAA
Dujonia railenensis is the source of this 1557-nucleotide messenger RNA. NCBI's taxonomy places the organism in Eukaryota, Fungi, Ascomycota, Pichiomycetes, Serinales, Debaryomycetaceae. The record is from the annotation of a GenBank genome assembly.